Poecilia reticulata (guppy) is the source of this 1540-nucleotide messenger RNA. NCBI's taxonomy places the organism in Eukaryota, Metazoa, Chordata, Actinopteri, Cyprinodontiformes, Poeciliidae. The record is from RefSeq and is a predicted model, not a curated record.
AAGUACAGUAACGAAGUACUUGUACUUCGUUACUUCCCACCACUGCUGAUUAGUUUAAAACAAGUAUUUGUGAAGCUGCUUUGACCGACAAACAGACAUUUCAGGGCCGGAAACCAUCAGACGUGCUUCGCUCAACGCGAUUACGUCAUUGCGCGCCUCUUCGAAGCGUGCUACGUCAUCGGUCAGGGACGCAGAGGGGGAGUUGGUUCGUUCAGUUUGUCGGUGAAAACAUAGCAGAGGAAGUUAAUGAAGAACCAAGCAGAGCGUUUUCCUCUCCAGGCCACCAUGAGUCAGCGGACGGAGCGGCGGGGCAUCCACGUCGACCAGUCGGACCUGCUGUGCAAGAAAGGAUGCGGUUACUAUGGCAACGCCGCAUGGCAGGGCCUGUGCUCCAAGUGCUGGCGGGAGGAGUACCAGCGGGUCCGGCAGAAGCAGAUCCAGGACGACUGGGCCUUGGCGGAAAAGUUGCAGAGAGAGGAGGAGGAGGCGGCGUACGCCAGCAGCCACGCGGCGCGCGGCCCGGCCGCCGCAGGCCACGCCGCCGCAGGCCACGCCGCGCUCGCCCCGUUCUCAAAGUUUGAGGAGAAGAAAACCAACGAGAAAACGCGCAAAGUGACAACGGUGAAGAAGUUCUUCAGCCCUUCGUCUCGAACCGCCGCUAAGAAAGAGCCUCCGGAGGGAAAGUCAGCGUCUCCGUCCGUCAGCCGCCGCGCCAGCUUCGACGCCGACCAGGUGUCCAAAGACUUCGUGGAGUUUUUGAAGAACCUUCACAAACCCGGCAGAGAGAUCCACAAGCAGUGCCGGGCCUUCCUGGUCAGCAUGUCCAGCAAGAAGGACCUGGGAGCAGAUGAGCUGUCGGAGUGCGUUCAGGAUUUCUACCAGAGUUUGGCCGAUCGCCUCAUGAGCCACUUUAAAGGGUCGUCAGAGUCGGUGGAUCAGGUGAUGGACCAGGUGGAGAAAUACAUCAUGACCCGCCUGUACAAGAGCGUCUUCUGCCCAGAAACCACGGACGACGAGAAGAAGGACCUGGCAACCCAAGACCGGAUCAGGGCGCUGCACUGGGUCACCGUCCAGAUGCUGUGUGUGUCCAUGGAGGAAGAAACGGCCGAAGUGUCAGAGAACGUGGUCGGAGCCAUAACAGACAUCAUCGAGAUGGACUCGAAGCGCGUUCCGCGGGACAAGCUGGCCUGCAUCACUCGCUGCAGCAAACACAUCUUCAGCGCCAUCAGGAUCACCAAGAACGAGCCGGCGUCCGCCGACGACUUCCUGCCGGCGCUCAUCUACAUCGUGCUGAAGGCCAACCCGCCGCGGCUGCAGUCCAACAUCCAGUACAUCACCCGCUUCUGCAACCCCAGCCGGCUGAUGACCGGAGAGGACGGAUACUACUUCACCAACCUGGUCCGCUUCACUCCUCAGUCGCUUAUCAAGAGAGAAACCGAUUCUGUUCGGUUCAGUGAACUGAGUUCAUAAGUUACAGUUCUGAUUCACCCAGAACAGGAUCCAGUGAAACUGUAAAUAAAGUCAAAUUAAAUUCAUGUUU